UACGUAAGGUUCAUUUCAUUUACCCGUAAUUUGCCUGCCAUUUUGUGAAAUUGUGGAAAGAAAACAUAAAAGUUAAAUGUGCUAUUUGUCUUUUUGCCUCCUGAACUGGUGAAAACCGACUCAAUGAAGAGGCCACCAGGAUGCCCAAAGAUAAAUAUGAUAAAGAUAAGUACGACAACCAUAGUCACCACAACGGAAUCAACACUCACAAGGGCCACAAUGGGAUAUCAAGAGAAAGGAGUCAUCGUAUCAUGACACAGGACGAGGUGAUCGGGGGCAAGAAGUCACAUUGGGAGGGUCUAGAACUUACAGGUACUAUACGCAAUAUCAGUCCGCAGCUUUGGAAAUUAAAUCAUUUAACCGUGCUGUAUAUGACUGACAAUCAACUGACCCGAGUGCCUGCUGAUAUCUGUCAGCUUACUCAUCUUGUCAAAUUAGACCUGUCGUAUAACAAGCUGAGGAGCCUACCGGUAGAGAUAGGGGACCUGAUAUCUCUCAGGGAAUUAAUGCUGAACAACAACCAGCUGCGGUUGUUACCCUAUGAGCUAGGGCGGCUCAUCAUCACCCUCCAGGUGCUAGGUCUGAAGGGAAAUCCCCUUGCCUCAGAAGUCAUGGGUAUCUACAAUGAACCCAAAGGAACCCACAAGCUUCUCUCCUACAUGUUGGACCACAUACAUCCCCCAGGCACAUUGCCCCCAGCAAGGCCUUGGAUACAUGUAGCACAUCCAAACAGAAAUAAACCUUCAGCCAUAUUCUCUGUGAUGAGCUACAACGUUCUAUGUGACAAGUACGCAACCAAGCAGAUCUAUGCCUACUGCCCUACGUGGGCGCUGGAGUGGGAGUAUAGAAGAAAAGGGAUCAUGGACGAGAUCCUUGGUGCAAGUUCAGACAUCAUAUGCCUCCAGGAAGUCGAAACGGAACAGUAUUACAAUUUCUUCAGCCCAACCCUCAAGCAGCACGGCUACGACAGUGUCUUCAGCCCGAAGUCCAGGGCUAAGACCAUGUCAGAGGAGGACAGAAAAUACGUUGAUGGCUGUGCCAUAUUCUUUAGGACCAGCAAAUUUGCGUUAGUCAAAGAACACCUUGUUGAAUUCAACCAGCUAGCGAUGGCAAACGCUGAAGGGUCAGAGGACAUGCUUAACAGGGUGAUGACGAAAGACAAUAUUGGGUUGGCAGCGCUUCUAGAAACGAGAGAGGGAUGCUAUGAAGGUUCAGCGUUCCAACAGGAAGUCUCCAAUGCCAGGCAGCAGCUCCUGGUAGCAAAUGUCCACAUCCACUGGGACCCCGAGUUCAGCGACGUCAAACUGAUCCAGACCAUGAUGCUCAUGAACGAGCUCAAGAAGAUCAUCGAGGAGGAGUCGGUUAGCUUCAGACCGGGAGGAGGGGGCGGAGCCGGUGGGAGCGGAGGGGGAAGCGGAGGAGGCGGCGGCGGUGGUAGCAGCCAGAGUACUUCAGGGACCAUUCCAUUAGUGAUGUGCGGGGAUCUCAACUCCUUGCCCGACUCUGGUGUUGUUGAGUACCUUGAGAUGGGAAAAAUCUCCGUCCGCCAUCCUGACUUCAAAGACCUCAACUACAAGGUCCUCCGCAACUUCUCCUCCAACUCGGAGACCAACGGGCACAUUUCGCAUUCGUUCCAGCUGAAGCGGGUCUACCAGAACAACCCCAUGCGCUUCACCAAUUACACCUUUGAUUUCAAGGGCAUCAUUGAUUAUAUCUUCUUCUCGAGGCAGGCCAUGUCUGUCCUGGGCCUCCUGGGUCCAAUGGACUUUGAAUGGAUCGACACGAGCAAGGUCCACGGCUGCCCCAACGCCAGCAUACCCUCAGACCACUUCUCGCUCCUCACCGAAUUCGAGAUGCCACUCCCCUCAGCGCCGUCGUCGCCCCCAUCGUCGACGCUCUACCAUCCAACGCCGAACUACCCCCUCGCGAGGCGGUAGCGAGCGGAGCUUGGGGUCUCAGGGUGGUGUUCGUUCUUGGAACUCGAGAAUUUUUAAGAAAACUAUUGAAACUAAUAAAGCAGGUUCUGUGUGUUUUUGUAUCUAAUUUGUAAAUUAUAGAAGAGUAUUAAAAACAUCUUAUGAAGUUAAAGUGCUUUGAACUUUGGAAAAGGAGGGAGCCAACACUCUGUAGAUUGUCCUGUAGUAUAGUGUUGGCUCUUGUUUUUUGUGUGGAUAUAAUCUUGUUCAAUUCACGACAUACCUCAUGCCUCGUUUUUCUGGUGAAAUUGUUUGAUGUGUUGUUAACAGAUCACUUUCUUUUUUUUUGUACAUAAAGCGGUCCAUGUGUUGCAGUCUCUUGUGAGUAGAGGUUAUUAUAGUCGGUUCAGUCGAAGGAGUUUAUUUUCCAGUGAUAUGUUAGAGUUGCUGUUCAUCUUGAAGUAGUGUCCUUUUGUGCCGUUCCGACAAACGAAAUAGGGUUAAGUUCGACAGCACUUUAUCUUCAUGUUUUUGAAGUAUGCAAAUACACACAACCUGUGUUAAUCAGACCGAGGCUUGAAGCUACAGGUAUCCCGGACCCGUUUGGUCGAGAGGGAGCGUGUAGGUUUAAUUCUCACUUGGCAAUGUUUUUGUGGUAAUUUGAAUUUUUAUGUAAUUCGUACUUUGUACAGUGUGUAUAAUUGAUGCUAUUUUGCCAGAGAGAAAUACCAUUUCUUGGAUCACAUUUUAUUCCAUUGCUGUAGAAAUCUUUAUUACCUCUGUCUAGUAGUGCGGUUCAAAAUAUGCUAUAUGCCAGGUGUAGGGGUAUUCUCCCACAAAUUUUCAAAUUUUUAAAAGAUACAAGUAACAUUGGCAAUAAAUAAAUAGUAGAAAUUCAAAAUAAUGAACUAAAUUUCUCUUCCCUUGCUUGGGAGUGUAAUCAAUUAUGCAAUCCGUCACUUAACAUGCAGUUUAUUCAUACCACAUUAAUUUAUUGAUUUUUAUAUAAGAAUAUUUUGUGCUAUGCAUAAUUUGACACAAAUUUCUUGUUAAAAAAAUGAAUGUAAAGAUAAUAAAGCAAACUUCGGUUGUGAUAAAGUGCAUUUCCCCUUGAACUACAUGACAUUUUGACCUUUAAUAUGGGACUUUAACGUCAGGCGAUCUAUGUCCCGCCUUCUCUCCCUAUAUCUUGUAACAAUCAGAAAGACUACCAGAAAUUAGAAUAUUUUCAAUAUUACAAAACAAACUGGAGACCAUGUUUUGUACCAGCCCCAAUCAUUUGCAACCCUCUACCUCAAAAUCCAGUUGGCCAAAUUGAAUUUUGAGAUUUUUGCUUAAUUCAAAAGCAGAUCCUAAGCUUUGGAAAGAUAAAUAGCUUGACAUAAUUGAUUCACAAUAACCUAUACAGUUACUUGAUUUGAUUUAAUUUAAUUUCAGUGAGAGAUUUAUAGAGAAAAAUAAGUUUUAAGUUUGUGGUUCACUCAAGCAUGCCACGUGAUUACUGUGUAAGCUGAAUUAAUCUUCCAGCAGCCUAGUAAAAUGGUGUGAAACAAACCUAUGUUUCACAUUUUUGGUUUAACUUAACAUCUUCAAAUUUGACAGAAAGAAAAAGAAGAGUGUACCUUUAAACUCCUUGAGAUAACCCAAUUUUCUAGAUUUUCAGUUUUAGAGACCAAUUUACCAUUAGCUACCUAUUGUUGGUUUUGAGGUGGAGGGCCACACAUGAUCUCAAUGAUCCCCUCCCCCUAUGUGAACUCCAUGAAACUUGGGAAAGUUUACCCAAAUUAUGGCUCAUAUCAAGCUUUUUGGGUCAAUCCUGCUUGUAGUAUUUAUCCUAGCCAUCAAAUCGUAAAUCAAAUUUGUGUGAUAGAUAAUUAGUAUUUGCAUAGCAAGCAGAUUUCACUGCGGGUAUAAACUCAGAAGGGUCAUGAAUGAAAUCUUAACAAAGUUCAUGGGAUGGCAAAUCUUCUUCCCUUUAAAGCACCUCCUAAAACAAAUAUCUUUGGUUUAUUGCAACUUUCUCAAAACAUCUCAAAGAAAUAGGUUUAGAAAAGUUCAUUAAUACCUUUUAAAAAAGCUGUGCUGGCAUCAUACGAGGCAUGUGUACAAUCUUGGCCCAGUCUUACAAAGAGUUGCGAUUGAUUUGAUCAAUCACAACUAUGGACGGCCAGCAACGUCAACAUCUGUUAUGCAUGUUUGGUCCAAAUAUUUUCUACUAUGAUGAAUAUUCAUGCAUUAAACUUUUUCUUGAAAAAAAUCACUGUGUUUCUCUUUGUUUACAAAGGACACAUUGUGCAAAUUUCCUGUUGAAAAAUUAUGACACUGAUGGAUUUCCAUAGAGUUAAGAUGGAUUGGAUCAAUCGUAACUCUUUGUAAGACGGGGCCCAGGCAUCAUAUCUUAUAUUGCAGUUUUUUAACGAGGAUGGUGGGGAUGAGUAUAUGUUUUGAAAAUAUCAGAUGAUUUCUAUUGUAAAUCUGUAUCAUAAACUAGGAAUUCAUGCAAUCCUAGGUCUUUUUGAGAAUAAAUUGUACAUUUGGAGAUGAAAUUAUUCUGGCAAGAAAUUCUCAAGAAAAAUCGGUUUAUACUCUUUCUGGUGCGUGUUUCACUCGUUGACAUGUCGACCACCUUUAUUUUUUUUCCUUUUCAUUUUGUACGCUGUUUGUUACUGUAAUGUGUAGUGUACAGUUUCAUUAUUUCUUUUUAUUUUAAAGAUCUCUUUGUUUUUGCACUGUAGUAGGCUCUUGUGCUAAGGCACAGAUUUUUUUAUGGGGAAAAGACUUGAAGUUAUGAAAAAAGCUUGAUCCAGUUUGAUGCUUUAGGGGUGGAAGGAUAUUAUGACUUGAAUCAGUCUUUUUUUUUCUAUUUAUUUUUGUGUGUUUUGUAAGUGAAGUCCAAAUCAACCAUCCCACUUUUGCUGGCCAUUCUCCAAUCUUUCAUGAAUAUGUUAAUUUAAUGAAUAUGCAUGUGAUUUGAUUUGGACCAAUGAGAAAAGAGGACCAGAGCUUGAUUGUAAAUAUGCACUAAUUUAAAGCGAUGGUGCUGUCAACUUUUCUUAUAGGGGGACUUUCAAAUGCCAUUCCAGAGGGACCCAGUGUGCUCAUUCAGUACAAGACUUUUUAGCCAAACUAUUGUCAAAUUGUACAUAGAAUUUAAAAGAAAGAAUAAGUAUGAACAGAGGUCAUAGGGAACUGGGGUUACCCCAGCGCCUUGUUGCCUUGAAUCUAUUCAGAGCUAUCAUUGUGUGUCUGUUGAAUUUAGUGUCAUAAUCUGUGUAUAGUAUGUUAUAUUGUUUGUGUGUUGAAUAUUUUUAUACGCCUAUUCGUCCCUCUGGAAGUCAUGCCUUGGGUUCUCACCCGAGGCGAAAUGGAGUUGGCCGAGGCUGUGCCUGCUUUCUCUUUUUCGCCUCGCUAAGAACCGGGGUAAUUAAAGUCCAUCAAGUCAAGCCUUUUUUAAAUGAGCGCUGAAUUCAGGUACAUUUAUUGUUCAGUCAUAGAUUUCAAAUAAUCAAAUAAAAUCAAGGACAAACUGCACUUUCGGCAGUAAUUUUGCAAGAAGAUUUUUAAAGUUUGCUUUUAAAUGCCUGUUAGAUGACUAUAAUAUUGAGCCAAACUAUAGUGCAUCAGGUUGGCAAUUUAUUUCAUAAUAUAUCAGAGAGUUUGUGUGAGUGGGAACAGCUUUUAUUAAUUAAGUGCAAUUUCUGGAAAACUAUUCACCCACUCCAGGUUCGAUAAUGGAAUGUGUAAUAACUUCUUUUAACUUUAUACACUAUGCACCUUUUUUGCCAGUCCGAGAAGGUUUUUAAUUCAAAUUUUGUCUUGCUUUUACCAAAAAAAUUGAGGGUGUAUCUAAUUUCGAUAGGAAAUUAAUGCUGAUGCGUAUAUUUUGUUUAUAUUAUCUAAGAGGCAUUUACUGGUCACUUUUAGGUCUAGAUCUCCCAAAUUGUGAUUAAUUGGCGGGAUCUAUCGAAUGAAUGAAAAAAAAUUGCCACGUUUAAUGGUUCACCGUGUGACUUUGAAAAUUAUUUAAGAAAAAAUACUGAAAUAAAGAUAUUUUUGAAAGAUGGCUCGUGGAUAUCAGCAAACAUGGGCUCAAUGAUGAGGGUUUCACUUACAAUGUAGAAAUUAAUCUUUGUUUUUUUUUUAUUGUAGAUGAUUGUUGUUCAUUAUUAAUAUUAUUAGCUUUAAAUGAAGAGAGAGCUUUCGAUCUGGAGGGAGAGGUAUUUUCUGUGUUAGGAAACGAAGAGAUGGUGUUGUGUAUGUGCCCCCUACCCCCAUCCCUUCUUUCUCACCCCACCCUCCCCUCUUUGAUGUUGUUUUUUAUACUACCAUGCACAUUUAUUUGAUUUCCCACUCGGUGUUAUUUUGGUAGUGUACCCGUAGACUGGCUGUGUUUACACUGCAUUGUACGUCGCCGAGAUGCAAUUUGUCCCUGGUGUAAGACCAAUAUCGUAUGCCAAUUGUGAGUAGAAUGGGAACACUUUGUAGAAGUCUUUAUGUUACGUCACUAUAGAGCAUCAUAAACUUUUAUUUAUUAUAAAAGCAGGUAAUAUUUUGUCAGACAUGAAACCACAUUUGUAAUUUUCCACUUAUAAUUGAAUGGCUUGGACAGGAAUAAGUUUCUUCUCUGAAUUCCCUGAACAUGACAAUUGUCAGCCCUGCCAUGGAUGAUCUAAUAUUUUAUCAUCUUCAACAACAUGCCAUAAUGGGAGAAUGAUCCCUCCAUGAUUAAAAAUGAUCCUUCCAUGAUUAAAAAUGGUGAUGAUUUUACCCGCUUGGCAGGGAAGUAUGUCAGAAAUAUUUGGUGAAUUUGAUCAUGAAAAGUAUUAAUAUUUAAAGCUGUCCAAGUUUGCAUGCAGACAGUGGCGGACCGUGAUCCGGAGGAGACAAAGCAUUGGAGGGGCACAGCAUUGUUCACAAA
This is a messenger RNA of Lytechinus variegatus (green sea urchin), 6834 nucleotides long. Its product is annotated as CCR4-NOT transcription complex subunit 6-like-B. The coding region runs from base 141 to 1937 and encodes 598 amino acids. The transcript has 10 exons. Gene Ontology annotation, molecular function: poly(A)-specific ribonuclease activity; protein binding. The record is from RefSeq and is a predicted model, not a curated record. NCBI's taxonomy places the organism in Eukaryota, Metazoa, Echinodermata, Echinoidea, Temnopleuroida, Toxopneustidae. Gene Ontology annotation, biological process: nuclear-transcribed mRNA poly(A) tail shortening. Gene Ontology annotation, cellular component: CCR4-NOT complex; cytoplasm; nucleus.